This is a messenger RNA of Physcomitrium patens, 3195 nucleotides long. Its product is annotated as subtilisin-like protease SBT5.3. Gene Ontology annotation, biological process: proteolysis. The record is from RefSeq and is a predicted model, not a curated record. Gene Ontology annotation, molecular function: serine-type endopeptidase activity. Lineage: Eukaryota; Viridiplantae; Streptophyta; Bryopsida; Funariales; Funariaceae.
UCGGUGAUUAUGACGACUCUCACGUAUGCAACAUUAUAACCUGUGUUGCCCCAGAGCUCCUCACAUCUAGCGGGGAGGUGGGGGAGAAGAGAGGGAGGAACCCAGGGCGUCUUUUCCGCAUAAGAGCGGAAAGCCUCCAGCUUAGAUGCAACACGCGGAGAACAGCUGCUGCGGAUCACAUGCGGUGCUACUUUUACGUCCGCAGUGCGUAAAACUUUCUGCUGCAGUUCGCGUCACACGUAUCUCGGAAUUUCUUUUUUCUUGCUUCGGGUGUCUUACAUCUAUUUGUGCAGCACAAGCAUGAGUGUUUCUGUGUCUCCGAGGCGCGCCAGCAGGAUAGUGGAAGAUGGUCCCAAGGGAGUAAUGCGACGGGGUGUACUGGAGUGAAGUGCAGCUGGGUGGAGUGGCUGUGUCAGUGCACUUGUGCGGCUUGAGCUACUUUUAGCUACUUUCUGGUCGACGACGUUGACAUCAAGAGGAGGAGGACUGGGGUAGAUGGAAGGGACAGAGUCAUGAGUUCUAGAGAUGCGAGCUGCAGAAGUGUCACGGGAUUUUGAAGGUCGAAGGAAUCACAAACAAGAACGAGCGAGCUCGUGCCUAAUACAAGGUGAGGUCAAGAUGGUUGUGGCGUGGAGCGCUGCAAUCCCAGGCUUCAAACUAAUUCUGCUCGUAUCGCUAAUAUCGAAUCUCCUGGCAAAUGUCAAUAGCGCAACACAGCCAUAUGUGGUGUACAUGCGACCUUCUGAAUCGGGAUUGCUAGAUAUUGAAUCAAUCGCCGCUUCCCAUAAUGAGCUAUUAGCUUCAGCCAUGAACAGCGAUGCGGAUGCUGCGACAUCGGCUAUGCUGUAUACUUACAAACACAUCUUCAACGGGUUCUCUGCAACGAUGACCGCCGAUGGGGCAGCCGCUCUCGCAGCGUCGCCACAGGUGGUGUCGGUCAUUCCAAGUCGACUGCGACAACUGCACACCACUCGGUCGUGGGAGUUCCUUGGGCUGGAGUUGGAGUCCGGCAAGAUCCCCAAGGACUCGCUGUGGAAGAAAGCCAAGUUGGGAAAAUCGAUAGUGGUGGGCAUCUUUGAUUCUGGCAUUUGGCCUGAGUCAGCGAGUUUCAGCGACGAGGGGGUAGGUCCUAUCCCGGACAAAUGGAAAGGAGAGUGUGUCCGGGGCGAGGACUUUGGUCCCGAAAACUGCAACAGAAAAUUGAUAGGCGCGAAGUAUUACCUCAAGGGUUACGAGGCCCAUAUCGGAUCCAUCAAUGCGACGGACUACAGAUCACCCCGUGAUAUCGAUGGACACGGCACCCACACGGCUUCCACUUCAGCUGGUAACUUCGUUGAAGGAGCCAACACAUUUAAUCAGGCUUGGGGGACUGCCAAGGGGGGUGCGCCACACGCCCACAUUGCAGCGUAUAAGGUUUGUUGGCAGGGUGGUGGAUGCGACGAUUCGGAUAUCCUGGCAGCUAUGGACGAUGCUAUAGCUGAUGGAGUCGACGUGUUUUCAGCAUCUCUUGGAAGCGAUCCACCGCUUUAUCCUUACUACUCGGAUGCUAUCGCUGUUGCCACCUUUCACGCCCAAUACAAGGGAAUCAUCACAGUCUGUUCAGCUGGAAACGCUGGCCCAACUGCAGGCUCAGUUACGAACGUGGCUCCAUGGAUUGUUACCGUGGGUGCCAAUAGCAUUGACAGGAAAUUCCCCUCCCAUGUAGUCACAGGGAACAAUGAAAUAUUCGAUGGACAAAGCUCUACAAAUGAGAAGCUUCCUGAUGAAUAUUUUCCCCUCGUAGCCGGAGCUGAUGCUGGACUAUCGGGCGUUGAGAUGCUGAGUGCAUUGUGCAUGAACAAUACCUUAGAUCCGGAGAAAGUGGCGGGCAAGAUCGUGACUUGCAUUCGGGGCGUGAAUGGGCGAGUUGAAAAGGGUGGAAUCGUGAAAGAGGCCGGGGGAACGGGUAUGAUCCUCGCGAACAAUGCUGCGAGUGGGGAGGAGCUUUUAGCCGACCCUCAUCUUCUGCCAGCCACCAUGAUUACGUACUCUGAUGGCCUGAAGCUCUUGAGCUACAUUAACAGUUCCAGGUCACCGAUGGCAAAGAUCACGCCUGCAUACACAAAAUUGGGUGUAAAACCUGCUCCAGAGAUGGCAGCAUUUUCAUCACAAGGUCCCAACACUCUCAAUCCAGAUAUUCUCAAGCCGGAUGUGACGGCUCCAGGGUUGAACAUUCUCGCAGCUUGGACGGGUGCCGAGUCUCCAACAGGGUUAGCUUUUGACCCUCGCCGAGUUAAGUACAAUAUCAUCUCCGGAACCUCGAUGUCUGCUCCCCACGUAUCCGGCGUGGCUGCUCUUCUAAAAGCAAGACAUCCGAACUGGAGCCCUGCUGCCAUUAAGUCAGCGCUUAUUACCACAGCAACACAAAUCGAUAACACGGGUCACCUGGUCAGAAAUGGUUCCAUGAAGAUUGCCACACCUUUCAGUUAUGGUGGGGGCCAGAUUAACCCAAAUGCCGCUCAUGAUCCUGGAUUGGUUUACGACCUUACCCCACUUGAUUAUACUCUAUUCCUGUGCGCCAUUGGGUACAACGGGACUUUCCUGCAAGUAUUUACAAUUGAGCCAUUUACUUGCCCGUCUAAAGUCCCCUCUGUAUCCGACCUGAACUACCCAUCUAUUACAAUCAGUGACCUGUCGACACGGAGAGCUGUUCGAAGAACAGUCUUAAAUGUUGGCAAAGCAAAGCAAACAUACAAUUUGACGGUGGUGGAGCCAUUCGGCGUGCGGGUGGACAUCAACCCAAAGCAGCUUGUCUUCAGCCGGAAGUAUGAAAAGAAGACGUUCUCGGUCACAUUUACGCCGAGAAAUGUGACAACUAAAGGAUAUCAAUUUGGUUCAUUCACAUGGAGCGACGGAUACCAUCGAGUCAGGAGCCCCCUCGCCAUUCAAAAUGUAUUGUAAUGAAAAUUUCCUAGUCUUUGUACUCGGAUUUUUAUGAAGUUAGGAGUGAAAUAAAGCAGCUGAAUCGUCACGCUGCUGCUAUCAAAUUACAUAUGAUGUCACAUUAACUUUGCGAGCUGGAGUAAGUAAUCAUGAAUGCUGUAAUGUCUAGAUUGAGUGAGGAAUUCUGAGGUCUUUGAUAAAGUUGUAAUUGCCUGGCGGGGAUAGCUGAAGCCAAUGCCGCAAACAGUAAAGCAAUUUACGAUUCGAACAGCA